AUUUUUUUAAAAAAAAAAUCUGAUAUAUUAAAAAUCUAACAUCUUUAACAUUUUUUUUAUUUAAGUUAUAAAAAAAAAACACAAUGUCUUACUAUACAAAUGCAUCUGCCGAAAGCUCUUCAAACGAAGAUCACACAGAAUCAUAUAAGGAUAUUUUUGCUGAAUUAAUUUCGAAAAGAAGUUUUGAAAAUAACGCAAGCAAUUCUUUAACAAUGAUGGAGGGAAAUAAUUCAUUUACUUUCCAGUGUCCUAUUGCACCAAAGUGUGAGGACUACUGGGUUAUUCAACACUACAAAGUCAAAACGAUUGAAGAUAUUCCGUCAGCUGAAAGGUUAGUAAAAAAAAAAAAAAAA
This is a messenger RNA of Myzus persicae (green peach aphid), 353 nucleotides long. RefSeq lists its product as uncharacterized. The annotation marks the transcript as partial. The transcript has 2 exons. NCBI's taxonomy places the organism in Eukaryota, Metazoa, Arthropoda, Insecta, Hemiptera, Aphididae. The record is from RefSeq and is a predicted model, not a curated record.